AUGUUCCAUGCAGCCUGGAAGGACCUCGGGGGUCCCUUCCACAACCCCUCCCCACGGGGAUCUUCUCCUGGGCCCAGCAGCCUCAGAGGCACGGGAGCAAAUGGGGCCGCCCUGGGCUACACGCCCCUCCUGUCCAGAGAGGCCAGUGCCCUCUCCCCACCCCGCCCCCACUGGGGCUGCCAGCCUCUGCCUGGAAUGAUCGUUGAGAACGGGGGCUGUUAUUACCUCUCACCAGCCGGGGCCACUCGGCUGCCCACGGACCCUGGGUCUUGGCUGGACCGGUGGAGGGCCAGUGGGCCCCUUCGGUGUCUUUGCCUCUUGGCCGCAGCAUUGCUGAGUGACCCGGCCUGGACCUGCCCGGCCCCCUGCCAGUGCUUUGGGAACACCACCGUCUUCUGCACCGAGGACGUCCCCGAAGGAAUCCCUCCCAAUGCCACCCGGCUGGUGUUUGCAGAGACCUCCCUGCAGUCCCUCCGCAGCCGGGCGUUUGGCAACAGCAGUGCCCUGACCAUGCUGCUCCUCCUCAAGAACCCCCUCCUCUGCUCCGUAGAAGAGGCAGCCUUCGAGGGGCUGCCAAACCUCCGAGAGCUGGCCAUCUCUGGGAGUAACCUGAGCACCCUGGCCAGGGAGUCCUUGGCGGGCUUGGCCCACCUCCGCCAACUCUCUGUCAAGUUCAGCCCCCUGGCCACCCUGGAGGGGGGCCUCUUCAACAGCACCCCUGCCUUGAAAUCCCUUCACCUAGAAGGAAACCAGCUAGAGCUUCUGCCCCCCAACAUCUUCCAUCCGCUGAAGGAGCUGGAGACGCUACAUCUGGCUCAAAAUCUCCUGGCUGGGCUGCCAGAGGAGGCCUUUGAGCCCCUGGCGCUGCUCCAGGUGCUCCGUCUGAGCGACAACCGGUUGUCCCGCCUCCUGCCGGAAACCUUCUCUCCCCUGGUGGAGCUUCGGGAGCUCUUCCUGGAUGGGAACGGGCUGACGGAGCUGCCCGGGGGCCUCUUCUCCCGGCUCUCCAGGCUGAAAAGGCUCUGUCUGCGGUACAACGGCCUCAGGCUCCUCUGCCCCACCGCCUUCUCCUUGCUCUCCGGCUUGGCCACCUUGGAUCUGGACAACAACCGGCUCGCUGACCUGCCAGAGGGGCUCUUUGAGGGGACACCCAACCUCACUCGCCUCUCUGUGGCCCACAACCAUCUCCGGAGCAUCCCGGACGGGCUCUUGGCCCCCCUCUCCCGCCUGUCCAGCCUGGUCCUCUCCCACAACCUCCUCGGCAACCUGUCGGCCGGGGCCUUCCAAGGCCUCUCCACCCUCACCCAGCUGCACCUGGACCACAACCACCUGCGCGCGCUGCCGAGGGACGCCUUUGCCAACCUCACCAGUCUGACGGCCCUGGACCUGGCCAGCAACCGCCUGGCCUCGCUGCCAGAGGGGAUCUUUGAUGGCAACGCCCACCUCUACAGUGUGGCGCUGGAAGGAAAUCCCUGGGCCUGUGACUGUCACCUGGCAGGCCUGGUCUCUUGGCUGCGGGAGGACAGGUGGCGGCUCAAGGCAGACGCCUUCUGCCGCCGGCCAGACUACUUGGAGCAAGUGAGCCUCCAAGCCGUCCGGGAAGAGCUGCUGGUUUGUCUGCCUGACCCAGAAGCUGCCCACUGCCGGGCACAGGCUCAGGGUGCCUCCGGUGCCCCCUGGUCUGGGUGCCUCUACCUGGACGCGGCUGGGGCCAUUCAGCUCACCUGCAGUGCAGACCGCUGCCACCAGCUGAGCCUGUGUCUCCCACGGGAGGAGCGCUUGCGUGCCUCGCGGCCCCUGAAUUUCAGCGGGGAGUGGGCCCUGGACUCUCAGUGCGGGGCAAGGAGAGUCCGGAUAAUGGUGACCAUUCAGGAAGAAGAGCCCCCGUAG
Euleptes europaea (tarantolino) is the source of this 1890-nucleotide messenger RNA. Its product is annotated as carboxypeptidase N subunit 2-like. Lineage: Eukaryota; Metazoa; Chordata; Lepidosauria; Squamata; Sphaerodactylidae. The coding region runs from base 1 to 1890 and encodes 629 amino acids. Gene Ontology annotation, molecular function: protein binding. The record is from RefSeq and is a predicted model, not a curated record. The transcript has 4 exons.